This is a messenger RNA of Ramularia collo-cygni, 1929 nucleotides long. RefSeq names its product related to Fre1p and Fre2p. The record is from RefSeq and is a predicted model, not a curated record. The transcript is spliced from 3 exons. Bases 1 to 1929 code for a protein of 642 amino acids. Gene Ontology annotation, cellular component: plasma membrane. Gene Ontology annotation, biological process: intracellular iron ion homeostasis; copper ion import; iron ion transport. Gene Ontology annotation, molecular function: ferric-chelate reductase activity. NCBI's taxonomy places the organism in Eukaryota, Fungi, Ascomycota, Dothideomycetes, Mycosphaerellales, Mycosphaerellaceae.
AUGGCGUUGCUCAAGAGACAUGGCUCGGACAUGGAGAUGCACACGGGUCCGCCCUGGCUCGAUAUGCCGGUGAUGCUUCACUCUUCCCGCGCAUACUCGUGCUCCCUCAACGACACCGCAAAAUGCGAAUAUCAACAAGGCCACUGGCGGUUUUGGUAUGAGGCAGACUGGCACUACGCUUUACCGACAGUCGCCUUCUUCCUAACGGCCAUCGCUCUCUUUGCGWUACCUUUCACACUCUCGCCGUUCUUCGCAUCGACUCGACGGCCCCUAUUUGCCAAGAUCCGGUCCGUUGCUCGCUUUCUGUCGUACCGUCAAUUUCGUCUCAAUGCUCUGAAUUGGAACUCGGCACCACUCGGCGUACUCCUCCUGGGAGCAAUUGGAGCCAUCUUCUUCUUUUCGAUGGUUCUGGGCCCCAAACCGUACUACUGGCCGAAUGUCAAAGCCCCCGACUCGACCAAACUCCUUGUCAGCUGGGGCGGCUCUCCGCCGAUUGCCACUCGGAGCGGGUGGUUGGCACUCGGCUGUUUGCCAUUCAUCAUGGCGACUAGCCCAAAGAGCAACAUGAUCACAGGCUUGACGGGUGUCUCGCACGAGAAACUCCAGGUCUUCCAUCGCUGGAUUAGUUAUGCUUGCUUUGUACUGGCCCUGAUCCACACAUUUCCGUUCAUCGUCUACAAUACUUGGCUGGGUACUAUUGCGUCGGAGUGGAAAACCAACAUGUGCUACUGGACCGGCGUGGUAGCCCUUGUCGCCCAGGCAUGGUUGACUUUUGCAAGCAUCGGGCCGCUGAGGAGCAUGUUCUACGAAUUCUUCAAGAUCUCGCAUUUUGUCGCGGCCGCGGUGUUUGUGGUGUUCUUCUUUCUGCACUGUGACUUCCGCCUAUCGUCCUGGGAUUACUUCAUUGCCUCGGGCGUGAUAUAUACACUCUGCUUCCUCCACUCUCAGCUACGCGUCUUCUUCACCCAUGGUAUCRGCAAGAAAGCCACUGUGAACCUCACAUCCAACGGGUUCAUCAGGAUCAGCAUACCCACCAAAACUAGCUGGAAAGCAGGCCAGCACUAUUUCCUUCGCUUUGUCUCUUUGAAUGCUUGGACGGCUCACCCAUUCACAGCCUGCUCGCUGCCGACAAAAGCUCACUACUACGAAGCCGCAUCAUCAUCUUUGAUCUUCUACAUCCGUCCACAAGGAGGCCUCACAGCRCGACUAGCAAGCUAUGCUGCCGCGCAUCCAAACAGCAAGAUGCGCAUCAUGCUUGAUGGCCCAUACGGAGGAAUAGAAAUGCCCAAGCUCGAGUCGAGUCACCGUACGCUUGUUCUYGCGGGUGGCUCAGGCGCGGGCUGGGCGCUUCCACUGAUUGAAGCAUUUUUGAGAAGAAGGGACUGUGCAGAUUGCUGCGACAAUCCAAAUCCUAAGCCUGGAGUGGAAUGUCUCCCUGCCAACGAAGCACCCAGCAUGCGUGUGGUUCUCGCCACAAGAGACCUGGUGACGAGGAAUUGGUUCGAGGAGGCUAUUGCUGAGUUGCUCGAAGCUGGAAUGGUCAGCACCUGCCCGACGGAACUCAGCGUCGAGAUCUUCUACACUGGRGAGGAUGAUACGUCCCGACCGCAGACAUUGCAGACCUUGGAGGAUCCUGAAAAGGGCGUCGAUGCUAAUGUGAGAGACACCGAGGGUAGUGGAAGUGACUCGGGGUCCGAGAAGCUUGCCAAGAGCUUUUCGGCAAGAGAUCAUGCUGCGCGACCAGACGUCAAGGCCAUUGUUGCUACAGAAGCGGAUCUUGCAGGGGAACAGUCGCUGGGUGUGUUCGUUUGUGGACCGUUGAGUAUGCAGGCUGAUGUUGCGAAUGCGGUUGCAAGGCAGCAAGUGCAGGGGAUGAAGGGUGGAAAGAAGGAUGUAUACCUGCACAUGGAGCACUUUAGUUGGGCUUAG